UGCGGGCAGCCGCGCUUUGCCGGCGGCGAGCAGCGCAGAAAACGUGGCUCGACUCAGCAGUAGGUCGGGUAAAUCUACAGUAGGCUGCUCGUCUGCUCCUUGGUGCGGGGGGGAAAGGAGAAGACUUGUUUUCAGCCAUAGGCUGAAGAUAAGAGGCUGUGUGAGGAAGGCGAAGCCUCUGUCCUGCAGCGAUAGGCAAAUGACACGUGUCAAGCCCGAGAGAUACUGCUCAGGGAAAGGAGCCUGCAGUGCUGUGAGCUGUGUUGGGGAGUGCUUAGAGCAGCGAUGGCAGAAACUUCAUUUCCUGAGCAGGAUAUGUUUUGGAGUUGCAGACAAAGUACCUUUGCUGAAAUGAAGAAGAAAUUUUCACAGGUGGAAAGUGCUGCUGAGGAGCCCAGAGUGCUGUGUAUAAUACAAGAUACCACAAAUUCGAAGACAGUGAAUGAACGCAUUACCUUGAAUGUGCCAGCUUCCACACCACUUAAAAAGCUGUUUGAAGACAUAGCUUCAAAAGUGGGCUAUGUGAAUGGAACCUUUGAUUUAGUGUGGGGAAAUGGAGACAAUGUAACUGAUAUGACUCCAAUAGAUCAGAACAGUGACAAAAGUAUUCUUGAUGCUGGAUUUGAACCAGGGAAGAAGAACUUUCUGCAUUUGACAGACAAAGAUGGUGAGCAACCUCAUAUAAUGCAGGAGGAGUCAGGUACAACAGAGGACAGUACCCACGACAGAUUUAUCGGUCCUCUUCCAAGAGAUGGCUCUAUUAGCUGUACCAAUGACUAUGUCAGUCAAAGCUACUCUUACUCUUCAGUCCUGAGCAAGUCAGAGACAGGUUAUGUGGGUCUGGUAAACCAAGCCAUGACUUGCUAUCUGAACAGCCUUUUGCAAACACUUUUCAUGACUCCUGAAUUUAGAAAUGCAUUAUAUAAAUGGGAAUUUGAGGAAUCUGAAGAGGAUCCUGUGACAAGUAUCCCUUACCAGCUUCAAAGGCUGUUUGUUUUACUGCAGACCAGCAAGAAAAGAGCAAUUGAAACAACAGAUGUUACACGGAGUUUUGGAUGGGAUAGUAGUGAGGCAUGGCAGCAACAUGAUGUACAGGAGCUUUGUAGAGUUAUGUUUGAUGCUUUGGAGCAAAAAUGGAAGCAAACAGAGCAGGCCGAUCUUAUAAAUCAGCUGUAUCAAGGCAAACUGAAAGACUAUGUACGGUGUCUAGAAUGUGGCUAUGAAGGCUGGAGAAUCGACACGUACCUGGAUAUUCCUUUGGUCAUCCGUCCAUAUGGCUCCAACCAGGCAUUUGCUAGCGUGGAGGAAGCAUUGCAUGCUUUCAUUCAGCCAGAGAUUCUUGACGGCCCCAAUCAGUAUUUUUGUGAGCGAUGUAAGAAGAAAUGUGAUGCAAGGAAGGGCCUGCGGUUCUUGCAUUUUCCGUAUCUUUUGACAUUACAACUGAAGAGAUUUGACUUUGAUUAUACCACUAUGCACAGAAUUAAACUGAAUGAUCGUAUGACUUUUCCUGAGGAGUUAGACAUGAGUAUCUUCAUUGAUGUUGAAGAUGAGAAGUCUCCUCAGACUGAGAGUUGCACUGAUAGUGGAGCAGAAAAUGAAGGCAGUUGUCACAGUGACCAGAUGAGCAAUGAUUUUUCUAAUGAUGAUGGAGUUGAUGAAGGAAUCUGCCUCGAAAGCAACAGUGCAGCAGAAAGAAUUGCUAAAGUUGGCAGUGAAAAGAAUUCUUCACUGUAUGAACUCUUUUCUGUUAUGGUCCAUUCUGGAAGUGCUGCUGGUGGCCAUUACUAUGCCUGUAUAAAGUCUUUUAGUGACGACCAGUGGUACAGCUUUAAUGAUCAACAUGUUAGCAAGAUAACUCAGGAAGAUAUUAAGAAAACAUAUGGUGGGUCUUCUGGAAGCAGAGGCUAUUAUUCCAGUGCUUUUGCUAGCUCCACAAAUGCAUAUAUGCUAAUAUAUAGACUGAAGGAUCCAGCGAGGAAUGCAAAGUUUCUUGAGUCACACGAGUAUCCUGACCAUAUUAAGCAAUUGGUACAGAAAGAGAGAGAAUUGGAAGAGCAAGAAAAGAGGCAACGGGAAAUUGAGCGCAACACUUGCAAGAUUAAAUUGUUCUGUAUGCAUCCAACAAAACAGAUAAUGAUGGAGAACAAAUUAGAAGUUCAUAAGGAUAGAACACUAAAGGAGGCUGUGGGAAUAGCUUACAAGCUGAUGGAUUUAGAAGAGGCCGUCCCUUUAGAUUGCUGUCGUCUUGUCAAAUACGAUGAGUUCCAUGAUUACUUGGAACGAUCUUACGAAGGAGAAGAAGAUACACCAAUGGGUUUAUUACUUGGAGGUGUCAAAUCAACGUACAUGUUUGACUUACUGUUAGAAACAAGAAGACCUGACCAAAUUUUCCAGUGCUAUAAGCCUGGUGAGGUCAUGGUAAAAGUUCACGUAGUGGACCUGAAGACUGAAUCUGUUGUUCCUCCAAUAAGUGUACGAGCUUAUUUGAAUCAGACAGUUUCAGAAUUCAAACAGCUAAUUUCAAAGGCUACGCAUCUGCCAUCUGAAACAAUGCGGGUAGUAUUAGAACGUUGCUACAAUGAUUUGCGUCUUCUGAAUGUCCCCAGCAAAACACUGAAAGCUGAAGGCUUUUUUAGAAGCAAUAAGGUAUUUAUUGAAAGCUCAGAGUCUUUAGAUCGUCAUGUGGCAUAUACAGAUUCUCACUUAUGGAAACUUCUGGAUCGUCAUGCAAAUACAAUCAGACUGUAUGUCUCGUUACCAGAGAAGUCGCCUGGAUCUCAGUUUAGACAAUCCGUUUAUCAGAAGGCUAGUGGAGAUUUGGGCAACUUGGAUGAAGCCUGUGAAAGGGUAAAAGGACCUGCAGGCAACAUGAAAUCUGUUGAGGCAAUUCUGGAAGAAAGCACUGAGAAGCUUAAAAGUUUGUCCCUGCAGCAGCAGCAACAGGAAGGUGAUAAUGGAGACAGCAGCAAAAGCACAGAAGCCAGCGAUUUUGAAAAUAUCGAAUCCCCUUCAAAUGAAAUAGACUCUUCAGCAUCAGUAGAAAACAGAGAACUUGAAAACCAGAUUCAGGUUUCUGAUCCAGAGAAUCUCCAGUCUGAGGAACGGUCAGAUUCAGAUGUAAAUAAUGACAGGAGUACGAGUUCGGUGGACAGUGAUAUCCUCAGUUCUAGUCAUAGCAGUGAUACUCUAUGCAAUGUGGACAAUGCCCCGAUUCCCUUGGCUAAUGGACUUGAUUCUCAUAGUAUCACAAGUAGUAGGCGAUCAAAAGCAAAUCAGGGGAAGAAAGAAACCUGGGACACAGCAGAAGAAGAUUCUGGAACAGACAGUGAAUAUGAUGAAAGCGGCAAGAGUAGAGAAGAAACACAAUAUGUGUACUUCAAGUCAGAACCCUACACUGCAGAUGAAGGUUCAGGAGAAGGGCAGAAAUGGUUGAUGGUGCAUGUUGAUAAAAGAAUUACACUGUCUGCCUUCAAGCAACAGUUGGAGCCUUUUGUUGGAGUUCCAUCCUCUCACUUUAAAGUCUUUAGAGUUUACGCCAGCAAUCAAGAGUUUGAGAGUGUUCGGCUCAAUGAGACACUUUCAUCAUUUUCUGAUGACAACAAGAUAACUAUUAGACUUGGAAGAGCGCUUAAGAAGGGUGAAUACAGAGUCAAAGUCUAUCAGCUUUUGGUAAAUGAACCAGAGCCAUGCAAGUUUCUUCUAGAUGCAGUUUUUGCUAAGGGAAUGACCGUCCGACAGUCCAAAGAGGAGCUACUUCCUCAGCUUCGAGAACAGUGUGGCCUGAACUUAACAAUUGACAGGUUUCGUCUACGGAAGAAAACCUGGAAGAACCCAGGGACUGUGUUUCUGGAUUAUCAUAUCUAUGAAGAAGAUAUCAAUAUUUCAAGCAAUUGGGAAGUUUUCCUAGAAAUACUUGAUGGAAUAGAAAAGAUGAAAUCCAUGUCACAACUUGCAGUUUUAUCAAGACGAUGGAGACCAUCAGAGAUGAAGCUAGAUUCUUUCCAGGAAGUAGUGCUAGAAAGUAGCGGUGUUGAGGAAUUAAAAGAGAAGCUGAGUGAAUUAAGCGGAAUACCCUUAGAAAAUAUUGAGUUUGCGAAGGGUAGAGGAACGUUUCCAUGCGACAUUUCUGUCCUAGAGAUUCAUCAAGACUUGGACUGGAAUCCUAAAGUAUCUACAUUGAAUGUCUGGCCUCUGUACAUUUGUGACGACGGUGCAGUAAUAUUUUAUAGGGAUAAAACCGAAGAAUUAAUGGAAUUAACAGAUGAACAGAGAAACGAACUGAUGAAAAAAGAAAGCAGCAGACUCCAGAAAACUGGACACCGGGUAACCUACUCUCCUCGUAAAGAGAAAGCACUAAAAAUUUAUCUGGAUGGAGCACCAAAUAAAGAUUUGACUCAAGACUGAUAUUUGCUAUAGCAUUUUCCCUGGGGAAUUUUUUUUUUGUUUAAAAUAAGAAGGUUCACUACUACUGUGUAGUGCCAUUACGGCAGGACGCUCAUUAGGUGUAAAGCGCUGACACCAGCACUGAUUGGGCUGUGCUACCAAUCAGCAGCGCAGUGCCCUGUUGGGUCGCUGUUUGACUUGGAAUCAUGUUGUGCACUAUAGUCAAAUGUACUGUAAAGCUAAAAGGGAUGUGCAAAUAAAAGAUUAGAACUAAAAAAUGGGUGGGGAGGGAAAUGAGUGGAAAUUUUUGAGGACAGUGUGCACAUAGUAGCUAGUGAAACUAGCCUCAAACAGGAUACUCAUAGCUUAAUAAUAAAAGCUGUGCAAAGGCCAUGAAAGAAUCCUUUUUUGUUUGUUUCACUGAUACACGCAUUACCUCAUCAGAAAGUCUGAAGCAUGUGUUAACACCUUGGUUCUAAAAAGCAGCAGGAAGGGGUUGAAGAUGUGAUGGAAGUGAUGGAGUUGUAAGGUCUGCGAAUAUUCUUUCACGAAACAGGCGGUGUUAGAGGUUUGUCUGAAGCGGCCAGCAGGUGUUGGUUCUUUUUGCAGAAGCGCUGUUGUAAGGUAAACUGGUUUUUAGCAGGUUACAGAAGCUGGUGAGCAGCUCUAUAUUUCAUCCAGUGUGUAAAUAAAAUUUGCCCUGUCCACUUAACAGAACUGCAGUUCAGCUAUUUUCCAUGGUAUUUCUUUUCACAUAUCACCAUCCAUUGAGUUUGAAAUUGUAGUUGCCUAUUUAAAUUUGUAUUCAUUUUGUCUGACAGUGCUGGGUACUUUAGGGUUGUAUUUCCCCUUGUUAAUUAAGCUUUCAUUCUGUUUAGCAACUUUUUUGUACAUUUUGUUUUUGAGACUAUUACAAGUUUGCGUUUUCUCCACCCAUUGAAAUUCGUAUUCCAUUUGCCUGGAUUUGAUUCCACAGCUAUAUGUAGUUAAGUACUGGGGCAACCUUUAACAUCUCAACAUAUAAACUUGGUAGUUCAGGUUGUGGUGGAGAGACUGAUGCAGUCAACAUGAUUUCCUUGCGAAGCCUAGGAACAGCAAUUUUUUUGCUUUGGUCCAUAAAGAUCAAUAGAGAACAGUUCUCCUUAGUUUUCGGAAAACCACCUAAUUUAUAACAAUCAAACGAUUUUGGUAAACUUUUUCAUGCCAGAUGCUGUUUACAACAGUGAACAUGCCAAUAAAACAUUUGUUCAUUCUGUUGUGUUUUAUUCAUUAAA
This is a messenger RNA of Meleagris gallopavo (turkey), 5657 nucleotides long. It is a transcript of the gene USP47, whose product is annotated as ubiquitin specific peptidase 47. The record is from RefSeq and is a predicted model, not a curated record. Lineage: Eukaryota; Metazoa; Chordata; Aves; Galliformes; Phasianidae. Gene Ontology annotation, cellular component: nucleus; cytosol. Gene Ontology annotation, molecular function: cysteine-type deubiquitinase activity; protein binding. Gene Ontology annotation, biological process: protein deubiquitination.